Spodoptera littoralis (African cotton leafworm) is the source of this 2044-nucleotide messenger RNA. The record is from the annotation of a GenBank genome assembly. NCBI's taxonomy places the organism in Eukaryota, Metazoa, Arthropoda, Insecta, Lepidoptera, Noctuidae.
AAAUAAGCGAUUCAGAUAUUCAGGUAUUCUUUAACACAGUAGCUUCUACCUCAGUCUUUGGUAAGCAGCCUUAGAGAAGGAUUUGCUUGCAACAGCUUUCUUUUAGCAGUCAAAAGCCUAACUGUGUUUACGCUGCAAAAUGCGUCUUCAAAUAAUAAAAGAUUUUCUGAUGAAGGCAUCCUUUGAUUUCGACAGACCAGAUAUAGAUUUAUACAAUUUUCACCCACAAUUGCGCAUAUUUCUCGCUGUUAAAGGAGUAUUCUUUACAAAUAGGGGCUCUCGAUUCAGAUUAAUAUGGCCCAGCAUUUGUAUCCAGCUUUCCAUAAUAGGAAUGACUUUCGAGGAGAUGUUCAUUUGGCGAGGUGUGUCUCUAAAGGACUAUUCGUUCGCGACUGAAUGUUUCUGCUACUGGCUCCUACUUGGCUGUAUACCUACCGUCUACGUUAGCAUCCUCGUACACACAAACAAGAUUUACGAUAUCGUCGUCAAAAUGAACGAAGAAUUUAUCUAUGUUUGUAGUUUGGGACCCAGGUACAGGAAACCAUUCUUGGAAGGCCAGCUAUUGAUCUGGCAGCUAUGUUACGCGUGGUUCGGCUUCGUCAGUUUUGUGGGUGGCCUAUACGUGGUGUUUCCUCUCGUUGGACUAAUAUACCAAAGCCUGUUCGCCACCCUGAACGAGAACACCACCAGACCUCUCCAAUUCCCCAUGUGGCUUCCUCAUGACGAUCCUUAUAGAACACCCAACUAUGAAUUAUUCCUUUUUAUUCAGUCAACACUGUGUUUUUGUUUUGUGCAAACUUUUUGUGUUUACAUAUACACACUGUUCCACAUCCUGCUGCAUUAUUACAUGAUUAUGGACAUGAUAAUAAUAGACUUCAGUGUGAUAUUUGAUGGGCUUGAAGAAUCCGUGGCAUUGCUAUCCCGACAUGACAGUCGCAGAAUGGAAACGCAGCGCAUAUUGAACGCUAGAAUCGAAAAGAUCGUUAAGUGGCAUCUCUCUGUGUUUGGGGCUGUGAAAACGGUAUCAUCGAUAUAUGGACCUCCGCUGGUGUACCAAGUGUCGUUUACUUCCAUCGCCAUCUGCCUCAUUGCGUAUCAGAUUGCCGAGAAACUUGAUCAUGGCAGCUUGGACAUAUUAUUUUCCCUGCUAAGCAUUUGUGCGUGUUUACAGCUGUGGAUACCAUGCCAUCUGGGGACUAUGAUACGAAAUAAGGCGUUUGAAGUUGGCGACGCGGGUUGGACGUGUGGCUGGCACGAGACGCCUCUUGGCCUGAUGAUUCGCACCGAUAUCAUCAUCAUCAUCUUGCGAGCACAGCAGCCUGUCACCAUCAAGUACACCGGGCUACCACAGAUACAGCUGGAGACCUUCUCCUCGAAAAUGAGAACGAGUACGUCUCAGUUUAGUAAAAUGGUGACAUUCAUGGAAGAACAUGGUGACCUCAACAAACCAGCCCAUGAUCCAAGUGGUAGGAUACUCAAUAUGAAAAGUUGGGUGCGUUUGACUGAGAUAUUAAACAGUGACAACAGCGGUGAUGUUAAAACUGUUGAGAAAUGGAAGAAGGUAUGGAGUGACUUCAAAAACAACACUAAAAAGAAGGCUGCUCGCUUACAAAGAUCAGCUAUAGGGACUAGUGCUGGGCCAGUGGUCUAUGCAAAAUUGACAAAUUUAGAGAAAAGGGUACUAAAACUGAUUGGUGCAAAUAGUUGGAUCAUUGCACCACAUCGAAAAAUAAUUAGGCCAGUGCUGCAAGUUCAGCAAGUUCAGCAAGUGCAGCAAGUUCAGCAAGUUCAGCAAGUGCAGCAAGUUCAGCAAGUGCCGAUAGAACCUACAACAAGACCGUUUAUCAUUAUAAAUGAAACUCCAAAAGAAUUAAAAUUUGAAAAAAAUAUUGAAGAAAGUCCUCAAGAAGAAAAUACUGAUGUGAGACUAGAGGAAAUAAGGAUUAGGGAAAUGGAAAUUGAAAAUCAAAGGGAAUGGCAAAGACUAGCUUCAAGAGCAUUAGAUAUGUUAGAUAAAGUAGUCGAUAAGUUUUGUUCAAGUUAG